CCUCCCCUUGAAUCUUCCAAGCCAACCAUCGACGAAGACAAAUAAGAAGGGAGGCCAUCGAUGGCCACUCCUUUCCUUUCCUCCCCUCUCCUUGUCAUGUCACCCGACUUUAUAAACUAAGCACAAGAAAUAGCUCGUAGAUAUGGAGACAGAGAUGCAACAGGUUAUCAUAUCCAAACCCCUGCAAGGCCACCGCCAGUUCGACGCCCACCGUGACCACUACCGCUACACCAGCCUCCGGGACAUCCUCCUCCUCCACCGCUACCGCCCCGCCUUCUGCUUCUUCUCCUCCUCCCACGCCUCCGCCGGCAGAAGCCGCCAUCCCCCCCGCGGCUUCGACUCCUCGGCCAUCUACAUCCGGAACCGGCUGGUGAACCACGCGGCGUCCGCGUACCUGCAGCCGGUGGCGAUCGUGGCCGACCGCAACCAGAACUGCGUCACCAGGAUUUGGUGGCGCCUUCGGCAGCGGCCGCGGGGCUGGCACGCGUGCAUGCGCGACCCCUUCGAGCAGUGCAUCGGGUUCGUGGCGCGGUCGGUUAGCCAUGCCCUCGCCUGCAUCGUCGGCCACCUCGGUCGGGUUUGCGCAUGGGGGAGGACGUCGCCGACCUGACGACGCUGCAAGUCCACGUACGCUCUCAUGCAUUAGAAUUA
Musa acuminata AAA Group (dessert banana) is the source of this 651-nucleotide messenger RNA. RefSeq lists its product as uncharacterized. The transcript has a single exon. The coding region runs from base 143 to 610 and encodes 155 amino acids. The record is from RefSeq and is a predicted model, not a curated record. NCBI's taxonomy places the organism in Eukaryota, Viridiplantae, Streptophyta, Magnoliopsida, Zingiberales, Musaceae.